Messenger RNA from Astrephomene gubernaculifera, 3461 nucleotides. The record is from the annotation of a GenBank genome assembly. Lineage: Eukaryota; Viridiplantae; Chlorophyta; Chlorophyceae; Chlamydomonadales; Astrephomenaceae.
GGACAGGUACCAUACUCAAUGUUAGUUCAUACUGUAGUUCUGUUAUACUCUGCGGUGCAUAUUCUGGCUGCAGCUCUAGGCUAGGCUGUAAAAUGAAAACGACUCCUUAUAGUGCUUUUGCUGAGCAUAACUGACAUACCUGCGCAUAACAUUCGCGUGUGCAACGCCUUGCAUACCAAAAAGCCCAGACAACGCCUAAUCUACCUCCUAGGCGGACUCUUUCUGUAUACCGCAUAGCCGCAAGCAUGGAUGUAGACAUGAUAUUUGCAAGUAAUGCAAAAGACAUUGGUGAUAGGGAAGGCAUAGCGGGCUCUAACGUCACAGCGAGUGUGGGGAUGCCGAAAAACGGAGCUCCAGCCGCAAAGCAGGAAGGUGUACUCACUGGGCACGACGCGGCACUCGCGAAUGGCCAGUCCGUCGGGAUUGACCUGUUGGACGACUUCACCGGUCCUGCCGCGACGUCCUCCAUCAACCACGCACCUGCUGACACGUCGGGAGACCUCCUCGGCGAUGAGAUUCUGCAGCCGGCCCUUACAUCACGACCAUCAGCAACGCCAGGGGGCCCAGAAAAGCAGCCACUCCACGAGCAAGGGGAACAUUCCCCUGCCAAUGACUGCACGGGGCCCACGCCUGCCGCUGCCCCUUGCAACCCGACACCUGACCAGCCUGCCGAACUAGGGCAGCAACCCACCACCCAGGAAGACUGCAUGGAAGCUCCGCUCCCCACUUCAGUGACAGACCCGCAGCACCCCUCUGUGACAGCAGUUGAAACCCUGGAGGGCAGCGUGGGAGCCACCGUGGACCCAGACAGCAGCCCAGGCAGCCCAGGACAGGCUUCCAAGGAUACCAGCGGCUCACAGUCGCUGCCCAGCGACCAGGACCAGACCGACGCCGAAUCAGCAGCGGCCAACGGCACCGACGCCGUCACCUGCGACUCGGGCGACGGCGACUCGGACCGGGAGGUGGUUGAGGAGGAGGACGCGUUCGGCGACUUCAAAGACUUUACCUCGGCUUCUCGCUUCCUGCCCGGUGGCGCGGCGGGCCUGGGGAUGGCAACCGCAGCGCACGCCCAUCUGCACCCGUCCGGAGCUGCAGCAGCAGCAGCGGGGGGAGCAGCCGGCGCUGCUGGUGCCCGCGGCGGCGGUGCGAGCACUUCCUCGCCCUCCUCCCACCGGCACAUGUACCUGGGCACCGCCUUCCCCGCGCGCCCCUCGUACGGGGUGAUGCCCGGCGGGUCGCAGCAGCUGCUGCAUGGGCCGCCUACCAGCGGCGCCGUGUCGGAGCACGGCAGCGUCGCGGGCGACUUUAGCGACUUUAGCCACCCCUCGCCGCCGCCCAGUGUUGCGCCCUCGCGAGCAGGCGGCGGCCGGAAGUCAGUAGCCUCCAUUGCCUCCGUCGGCAGCCGAGCCGGUGGCGACGACGACCUGGGGGACUACGGCUCCGUCGUCGGCAGCAGCAUCUGGCGUGCGCCCUCCCAGAUGGCUACCUCCUCCUACGCUGCAGCCGCCGGCGCGGACGAUGACUUUGGCGACUUUACCUCCGACAUCACCUCCACCUCCGACUUUGCACCCUCCACGCAGCCGCCCUCGGCAGUGGCUGUGAGCGGUCCGGGCUCGGUGCACCCAGACGACGACUUUGGCAGCUUUGCCAGCAACCGCAGCACCGCUGACAACGACGAUGAUGACUUCGGCAACUUCAACGCGGCACCAGCGGCAGGGGCAGCAGCAGCGGCGGGCGCUGCGGCUGGAUCCGGGCAAGGAGCGGGCCCAUCCGGAAGCGGUGGGGCCGGUGCUGGAGCCGCGGCGGGUGCUGGGGCCGGGGCUGCUGCUGCAGCGGGGGCUGGGCUGGCGAGCAGCGGGGGCGGCAGCGCAUCGCUAAGCCCGCGCGAUACCUCUCCUGGGUCCACCGGCGUGCACUCGUUCCACUCCACACAGACCAUCGCGCCGGUGGUGGCAGCGGCUGCCACUGGCCCUGCUGCUGCUGCUGCUGCUGGCGGCAGCGCGGGCGCUGGGGGCGCAGCAGGGGACUCCGCGGCUUCAACAGCGGACACCCCGCUGCUGCACUUGCCUGCGGCGGACCUGCGGCAGGCUGUAGCACGCGCGCUCCAGCCCCUGGUGCCAGCGGGCACGCCGCUAUCGGCACCACCCUCGCAGCUGCCAUCGGAGCAGGUGGCUGCGGCAUGGGCUCAGCUGCGGCGGCAUGUGCAGGGGGCACUGGGGGAGGGCGGGAUUGCGGCUCACACCGGUGUUCCGAUGCCGCCGUUCCCCGGGUCUGCGGCAGCGGGGGGCCCAGCGGUGUCGGGUGGGCAGCUGGAAGGCACGGCGGGUCGUGGUGCAGGCUAUGCACCCGCUGUGAAGUAUACCCGGCCGUUGCGGUGGAAGGGCUCUGACUCUGAGCGGCGGCUGCUGGCGAGUCUGGGGCUGAGUGAGGUGGCGGCGCAGGCUUGUGCCCUGGAGGCAGCGGACGGGCCGAGGGCGGGCGGCCGGGGGCGUAGUGAUGGCGGCUCGUGGGGUCGUGCGGGGCGCUCGAUGGGGCGGCUGGCGAGCUUCGGGGAGGCACCGCGCCGGGUGCAGGGCGACGUGGGCUGCCCUCCUGGCGAGCAGCAUAAACAUGUCAUGCGCCACGACGGGGACCAAGGGGCAGCGGCACCGCCCGCGUCGGCCAGCAGCACCGCGGCGGAGGGCGCCGACGGUGUCAACGGCAGUGGCGAUUGCAGCCAUGCACGCAGUCGAGGCCCCGGGAGUGAGGGCGAGGCUGCUGCGGGGGCAGCACCGCCGGACUCGGGAGCGGGGGCCGGAUGCACACCGCGCGCGGCUGGGGGCGGCCUCAGCGGAUGUGCAGGACAACAGCAAGCUCAGCAAGACGGUAGCGGCGCAGAGGGGGGUGAUGACGGGAAGCAGGCUGGGAAGGCGUGAGAGACGCAGGAUGGGAGAUAGAGAGGAGCAGGGUCUAGCUAGGGCGAUGGGAAGGGGUUGGCGCACGGUGCAGUAUGGUACUCCACAAUUCAGGGAGCUGGGUUUGCGGCAACAGACGUGAAAGAUGAGACAGCAACUGAGGGUGCUGAUGGUAUUGGUAGCUGCAUGCCUGGAGGGCGGUUCUGCUUGCAUUCCCGACUACUCCGGGACCCCUUGCACGACAUGAGACACAUAUAGCUCCUUACCAAUGGACCAGCCCUUGCGAUUUAGACAAGCAAACCCGCGACGCCUGUCUAUAUUACUGGAUAAAUAGUAAACCGCCCUGUCCGUCAUGUCUGCUUUACAGCGGAAGGGCCGUGGCCAUGUGAUUGUUGUCGAGAACUGCAUUUGCCCUGCUAUGGCGCAUUAAGAACGUGUCGCACGUGUCACGUGUCACUCACGCCAAUGAUAAUGAAAUACUGCUUCUGACUCCUUGCUCCGGUAGCGAACUACAGAGCACUACACUGCGACUGCACCUAACGGGUCCUGUAACGACUGUAAUGCAAA